AUGGCUGAUCAAAACGAAAGCAGCGGGACGAAGAAGAGCGUCAAAAUUCAGGAUUACAUUUCGCCGGGAAUCUCGCGGGAGCGAAGCUUCAUACGCAAUUCCAACCAGCAGAUCAACAACAGCAACAAACGGCGCAGUUUGGCGUUCGCCCAAAGCCAGGCUCACCAGCAUGCCCAGCAACAGCUUCGUGAGGGCCGCCUGGAUGGGUUGCCGGGCAUGAACAACAAGCUGAACGUGCACGCGCAAGAGUUUCAGAUGAACAACCUACCGAUGAAUGAUCACCGAUUCCCGCUGCAGAGCACAAGAUCACUGAACAUCUACAGUGGCGCCCUGCAGCACUCGAAAUCGAACGUCACCCUGCCGAUGGGAGGAAUGCACGGACGGCAGCAUCAUCAGCUGCAGCUGGGCUCGAUCGGAAGCCCCAUCCAGCGAGGAUCGCUCAUUAUGCCGGGCCAUUCGCCGAUGCAUCACCACGGAGGGAUGCCUCUGCAGCAGUCUCAUAUGCCGCUGGUGAACUCGCCUUCCAGCAGCAACAUCCUGCACUCUAGCGGACCGCGGGUCAAGUUCGCGCCGGAACCACUGGUUCACGCAACACCACACGCAAACAACAGCUACCAGAACAGCAACCCGCACACGAAUCCGAGCGCCACCAACACCGGCGGCGGCGGAAACACUACUCAACUAAAUGUUGCCCCUUUGCAGCGCUCGAAGUCACUCUCGUCGGCCGACACGUUGACGCGCGGCCUGGCCAGCCUGGGACUGGGCGUCGGGGCGGAGGCGAACGACAUCGGCAUGUUCCCGCCGGAGGUGCACGCCGCCAUCAACAAGGCGAUCGACGAUCCGAACCAGCUGAACGCCCGCUGUCUGAUGGAUCUCGCCACUCAGCUGCUCCAUCGUGCCGUCGAUGGACGACGCUACUCCCUUCCGAUAUCGCGCCUUUGCAUUUCGAUCAUCGCCAAGGAGAAGAAGGAAACGUUCCUGGAGGCCCUUCUCAACACCUGCCGCCAGUGGUACCAGGAGCGGGACAAGGUGCUCGGUAUCUUGCAGAACGCGAAGAAUCCGUCCCGGCCACGCUUCACCUCGUUCAUGGCGUUCCUCACCGAGAUGUUCUGUCAGCUGAAGCGCCGCCAGUUGCAGCUGCGCACCGAGUGUGACGGUGUGCCGCCGCCGCUAGUGCUCCUCACGGUGCUGGGCAAGUGCUGUGAGGAUUGCGUCCGGCCGCCAGUUCGAUCGCUUUCGGAGAUCGAAUGUUUGUUCUUCGUGCUGACUUGCAUCGGUCGCGAUCUGGAGACGCACCUUCCGCAACAACUCGAGUCCCUCUUGGCCGGCGUCCGCGAUGCGUUCCUCAACUCGGCCGCCUCAGCUCCGGCCAUCCGGCGCACGUUGCUCCAGUUGAUCGAGCUCCAGGCGUCCCACUGGCAGCUACCCGGGAACACCGUCCUCUACUACUACCCCUCGUCGAAGUAGGACGACGCACAGCUGCUCGACAGCAAAUUCGUAUCCCUUUUUUUCUAGUUUCUUGUUUCAUGAUGGACUGCAAGUCUGGUACCGCCACCGGAAAGGGGGGGUAGCUUCUUGAAAGCUACGCAAAAAAGCCGCGAAAAACCGACUCCCAAUGAUGCGCGCUCGUCGACGACGAAAGACGAAUCGAAACGGGGGGUGGAAUGGAAAUGGAAGUGGCCGUGGCCGAACGAAAAACCAGUGGCACACGUGCACUGCACUCGAAGAAAAAACCUCACAUCAAACGCGUACGAAACACAAGGCGAUGGCGAAAUGGAAUCGCCAGUGUUUGAAAACCCAACUACGAAGCAGCGAUCAGACUACAUUCCAUCCAAGUUUGUUGCAGACACACAAAAAAAAGGAUUAUUAAUCUAAAAACAUGAAAACAAACAAACAAACGACGAGCGCCCGCUGAUUGGACAACAAACGGCGGUUAAGCUAAUUGACGACGAUCAGGGACGAUCCCUUUACUAACUUACUUCUAUUACGUAGAUCACUUUUUAUUUUAAUUUAUCAACUCAUUUACCCCAGAUUUAACGUCAUUUAGUUUCUUUUACAUUUCUGUAACAAUUUUUACCAUCAACGUGGUAUGUAAAACUACUUUUACUUCUGUUCCAACGUGACAGAAUACGAAACGCGAACACUGUGCUCGUCUAAUCAGCAUAUUACGAAACGAUUGAUUACGAACCUUUCUUUAGUUUUUUUUUUUUGUAACUGUUUGUUAGCAUACUCUCGUAAUGAGCGUAAGUGGAGUGACUCACUUGACCAGGCAACCGGGCAAUGACAACCUGGGGCUUUUGAGUGAGUGAGCCUUACAUAGGGCUGGGUUUUUGCGAUCACGAAUGUAAUCACGCCAUCGAGCAGUAGCUCUCAUUAGUGCCAUCCGAUUGCGAAACAACCGCACAAAACGAGUGAUCGGAUAAGAAACAUAGGGCGGUAUCCUUUCUAAGGAUACAAAAAAGAUAUUAAAACACAAACAUUUUAGCCACACAAAAAGAGAUGAAAACAUAAUGUUACUAGUCAUAGCGCAACCAGGGAGAAAACCGAAAGUGUUAUGUUCGCACAUAUGGAAUGCAACUGCAUUCGAGUACGGCAAAUCGGCAAAGAACCGAGACUGAGAGGCACAUCACCGGCACGUGUUGGUGAACGAUAAAUAUUGAAGGAAAGGAAUAAUGAAUCCUUAUAAGUUUUUUUUUGUUUCUUUAAUUCAUAAUCCUGUAAGGCAGGGAGGAAAUGUGGCAUACACUUAUUUAUUCGUUAGUCAAGUCAAGCAACUAUUCAAGUGCGUAGUACGUUUUAGGCAUGAAUGUCCACUGCACGUCGCUUAUAGUAGUUAAGAUGUUUUUUUUGUUUUUAGUGUAAACAAUGUCAAUCAAAGUUGUUCAUACCAUUUAUAUACUAUAAACGGGAAAUAUAUCCAACCAACAAAC
This is a messenger RNA of Anopheles coustani, 2930 nucleotides long. RefSeq lists its product as uncharacterized. Gene Ontology annotation, biological process: regulation of translational initiation. The record is from RefSeq and is a predicted model, not a curated record. The coding region runs from base 1 to 1467 and encodes 488 amino acids. Lineage: Eukaryota; Metazoa; Arthropoda; Insecta; Diptera; Culicidae. The transcript has 7 exons. Gene Ontology annotation, molecular function: protein binding; RNA binding; translation activator activity. Gene Ontology annotation, cellular component: cytosol.